This is a messenger RNA of Suillus fuscotomentosus, 633 nucleotides long. RefSeq lists its product as uncharacterized. The record is from RefSeq and is a predicted model, not a curated record. Bases 1 to 633 code for a protein of 210 amino acids. The transcript is spliced from 6 exons. NCBI's taxonomy places the organism in Eukaryota, Fungi, Basidiomycota, Agaricomycetes, Boletales, Suillaceae.
AUGACUCCGCAAGAGCAACGAUCCAACGCUGCGAUGGCGAUCAAAGGUUGCAGAACAGAGGAAGGGAAGCUAGUACAAAAUAGACGCGAGAUGCAAAAAAUCAAGGGGUCUCUAUAUGAAGGUGUUGUGACGUCUCCGGAAAUGUAUGUCACUGAGCUUGAUCACGUUGUUGUUAUGGGUACAGUGAAAAUAUUCAUCGCUCUGAAUGUUCCCGAACCGCACACCUUCAUUACGAGGAAGCAUGAUUGUCUCGCUCGCUUCAUUCACACCGUCAUGCCCCUUGCAAACGUGGUUUCCGUGUCAAUCACAAAACCUCUACCUGAUCUCGACAAGGAAUCUGAAAUUGAGCUUCAGGCGGGGCUUACCUCAGGGCAGUUCACGAGUGUCGACCUGAUCAAGGCGUAUUUCUCCCGCAUCGAAGAGGUCAAUCUACAGGUGCCGAUGCUCCGCGCUGUGACAAAUCUGUCUGCGCUCCAAAAGGCUGCUAUUCUGGAUUAUGAGAAGCUCACCUACGUGCCACGUAGUGCGCUCCAUGGGAUCCCUGUUCUUGUGAAGGAUAAUGUUGCGACUGUGGCAUUUGAAGGUGUGUUUGAUAGUGUAGAGUGGAAAGCCGAAAGUUAUAGCAAUGCAUGA